Messenger RNA from Physella acuta, 587 nucleotides. RefSeq lists its product as uncharacterized. Gene Ontology annotation, cellular component: plasma membrane. Lineage: Eukaryota; Metazoa; Mollusca; Gastropoda; Physidae. The record is from RefSeq and is a predicted model, not a curated record.
GUAAGUACGGCUUUUGAUGAUAAUUGUUAGUGACCUUUACGCGCCGCAGACAAUCCUUCGCAAAUGACUCAAAUCGUUCCUCUAGCUGCAGCUGCAGGCAUCAUAGGUCUGGGGGCUCUACUGCAUCUGGUUGGCAUGGCAACGCCGCAUUGGGUGGACGUUGGCUUGGCCAGCUCUGGACUUUGGUCGGCCUGUGCCAUGGACAACUGCGGUGCAUUGGUAGAUAAACAAGGCUGGCUUAUAGGAUGUGAGGUCCUCUCUGUGAUUGGUGUGUCUAGCAGCGCUGCUGCCCUCAUGUUUAUCGCUAUCAUUUUCUUCAACGAGUUCAAAGGUCGUUCACAAAACUCAAAGUUCUCCAUUUUCCUGCUAGCAGACAGCUUAAUGGCAGGUACCUGUAUCAUCAUCUGUAUCGCUGUAUAUGCAAGUAAAGUGCACGACACCUCACUGCUAGGUUAUUCCUUCUACCUCGCCAUUGUGGGCGGAGUUUUGAUCAAAAUAGGGGGAAUAAUUGGAUUUAUCAUCAGCAGACGAUUGAGUUACGGCGCAAUGUAACUUAUACUGCCUCAAACAUCCUGCCAUCUUUUUAA